GUAUAGACGGCGCCAUGGCAUGCAUAGAGAAAUUACCAUGUGAUGAAAUAUGUCCGAACGGAGGUGAUCCAUAUGUAGAAGAUGGUGUUGGAACAGUGUUCUGUUCAGGAGCUCUCCUGACAUCAGAAUACUAUGCAACGAGAAUAAAGCAUUGUCCCAGAGGAUAUGAAUGCACUGCGCUAGAUUCGAGUGGUCUAUUGGUGUGCUGUCCUAUCAGAGAUCCGAUUGGAUGCCCCUGUCCUCGCAUUCCAAUAGAUAGCUUUCCAGUAUGCCUAUCCAACUGUGACAAUUGUAUGAACCAUCCGCCAUACGACAUUUGUUGCAUUGAUGAGAAAGCGUGUCCAGGAGGCUGUGUUGGAUUCAUUAAUACUGUUGGUUACUGUAGAUAUGAUUGUGAAUACUUUAUGCCAGGAGAUACUAUAACAGUACCACUAUGCACAGAAUGUCAAUGCACAAACGCCGAAUGGGACCCCUGUACCACAGACCCAUCUUGCACUUGUGUUACCCCACAAACGGACGAUGUGGGUAAUGUAGUCACGUGUUUGACAGAUGCAGAUUGCUUGCAUGUAUAUGGCUUCACAUGCAUUGAUAGGAUAUGCUGUAACGGUG
Saccoglossus kowalevskii is the source of this 609-nucleotide messenger RNA. RefSeq lists its product as uncharacterized. The record is from RefSeq and is a predicted model, not a curated record. Lineage: Eukaryota; Metazoa; Hemichordata; Enteropneusta; Harrimaniidae. Gene Ontology annotation, molecular function: serine-type endopeptidase inhibitor activity. Gene Ontology annotation, biological process: negative regulation of peptidase activity.